Messenger RNA from Xylona heveae TC161, 1210 nucleotides. RefSeq names its product 5-formyltetrahydrofolate cyclo-ligase. The coding region runs from base 313 to 1038 and encodes 241 amino acids. The transcript has 3 exons. Gene Ontology annotation, biological process: tetrahydrofolate interconversion; folic acid-containing compound biosynthetic process. The record is from RefSeq and is a predicted model, not a curated record. Gene Ontology annotation, cellular component: mitochondrion. NCBI's taxonomy places the organism in Eukaryota, Fungi, Ascomycota, Xylonomycetes, Xylonales, Xylonaceae. Gene Ontology annotation, molecular function: 5-formyltetrahydrofolate cyclo-ligase activity.
UCCCUGAUUUUGGACCCUGUUCCGCGGCCACUGCUCCCCACAAGUCAUAUCCCAGCAACAUUCUGAUGCACGAGUUGCCCCAGACGUGUAAACGUGGAGAUCGUAUAUCCGUAUUGUUGCUGCUAUAGUCGACAACUAUAAUCCCGAGGCAAUAUCACAAACAACGAUUCAGGCUUGCCACUCACAAAACUACCCUUCAAGGGUCUGCCUUCUAUCCUAUACGCCGUGGGGCUGAAAAGGAAGAGCUCUGCGGUUGCAAUUCAGCACAUCGCCCACCACAAGAGCUUUGUCAGGUAGCCGCCCGCUUGUACAAUGGCAACUCUUAAGAUCGCAAAGCGUGAACUGCGCCAGCAGAUACGCAAAACCCUCUCCUCACUAUCUCCGGAAUCUGUUACGAGUCAAUCCGGUAACGUCUUCAACACGCUCACCCAGUUGCCCGAAUACAAAUCAGCCAAACGGAUCGGUAUCUAUCUUUCCAUGCCCAGUGGUGAAAUUGACACUGCACCAAUAGUACUUGACGCUUUGCAAGCGGGAAAGACCGUCUUCGUCCCAUAUACGUAUAACCACACGGCACAAAGUGGGCAGACAGUAUCUUUAAUGGACAUGCUUUCAUUACACUCCCUCACAGAUUACCAGUCACUUCAGCCAGACAACUGGGGUAUUCCGACCCCUUCGAAAGACUCAAUAGCGGGACGACAAAACUGUCUUGGAGAUUUAGGAAGGCUGCCUGCAGAUCGGGUUGGAAUUGAACAAGGAAAGGGAGGUUUGGAUUUCCUAGUUAUGCCAGGAAUGGCCUUUGAUACGAAAUUGGGCCGCUUAGGGCAUGGAAAAGGAUUCUAUGACAUGUUCUUACAAAAAAUGAAUGAGAACCAAAAGUCCAAGCUUGGAGAAAAUGCGAAGAUGCCAUUACUGAUCGGCCUAUCCCUCAAGGAACAACUGCUGCCCGAGGAACAGGAAGUGCCGAAAGACUCGACUGACUGGCUCCUAGAUGGCCUGAUUGUCGGUGACGGGAGAGUUCUUGGACCACGUGAACAUUGAUUUUCUGAGAAAAUUUCUUUCAAAGUAAUGGCCGACCAGCAAAAAGACCUUUUUCAAGCGCCCGAACGCAGAAUAUGUCAUCCAAUUAAUCCACCUGGACCCGUGAGAAAGAAGAAAAAUAUUGCGAAAUUCUAGCCUUGUAGACUUUGGAUUAAAGAAACAUUAUCGCCCU